AUGAUAGCCAAGGCCGAGGAUUUGAAGACUGCAUUUCUGACAGAUGACGCAACAACAAUUUGUUUAGAGAUUCUGGAGAAAGGAGAUCUUCAAGUUGCAGGGAAAGAAAGGGAGGCUCAAUUGUCACUUCAGUUUCGUGAUAUUGCCACCAUUGUCAUGGAAAACACCAUUAAUCCUGACACGAAACGCCCUUACUCGAUAACUAUGAUCGAACGUUUGAUGCAUGACAUCCAUUUUGUUGUUGAUCCUCAUAACAGUUCCAAAAAGCAGGCACUAGAUGUUAUUCACCGGCUUGUAAAGAAAUUUCCCAUCAAAAGAUCUCCAAUGAGACUUCGACUUACUGUUGGUGAGCAGAAUUUUUCCACUGUAUUGGAGAAGCUAGGCACUUGGAAUGGUGAGAUUGUGACUAUGGAUGAAUCUGGAACUCAAUUUUCAGUUGUUUGUGAAGUUAAUCCAGGUUUAUAUCGACAAUGCAAUUGGUUGGUGAGAGACUUACAGGGGACGCUGGAACUGGUAGCACCUUCUGUUCAUGCAGGGGAAGCUGCUUUAAGCAGUGAAGACAACCAAACUCCAAGAAGAUAUAACUUGCCUGUGGUCCUGUAUUUUUUCACUAGUGGUGGUUGGGAUGGUCCCCGAGGAGAGCCAACCCAUGGAAACUACCCCCUUUGGCCCGAAUAUGGUUGGCCGCCCUAUACCGACGCUUCGGGUCCCGAUGUGGACCCCACCUACAAUUUCACCCGGUUCACCGACGACGCGGCUCGUGCUCAUCGUCUUGAGCGGGAUGAAUAUUGGAGGAUUCAUGAUGCGAAGGGUAAAGGGCAUGCCCCGGGCCCUCUUCUUAGGGUUCACUCCAUCUCUCCCCCAUCUUGA
This is a messenger RNA of Spinacia oleracea (spinach), 870 nucleotides long. RefSeq lists its product as uncharacterized. Bases 1 to 870 code for a protein of 289 amino acids. The record is from RefSeq and is a predicted model, not a curated record. The transcript is spliced from 7 exons. Lineage: Eukaryota; Viridiplantae; Streptophyta; Magnoliopsida; Caryophyllales; Amaranthaceae. Gene Ontology annotation, biological process: ribosome biogenesis.